AUGGCCUCUGCCACCACCACCACCACCGCCUCGUCGCCCUUCCCCUACGCCACGGCACCAGACAUCAUCCGCGCCCACCAGAAGGACGCAUACUUCCAGGGCCUGCUGACGAACCAGCUCGUCGACCUGCACAGGCGGCUCCUGGGCGCCCGGUCCGCCCACGCGUGGGCCAACGAGUCGCGCACCGCCGCCGACCUGCUGUACCUCUGCCUGACCACCCUGAUAGGGAACCGCACCCUGGGCGAGGAGUACUGCGACCUGAUCCAGGUCGAGGAGCCUGACAAGACCACAGCAGCACCAGGCGGGCCCAGGCUCCCCUCCAUAGGCCGCCGCUCAGGCCUGAUCGCCCUCUCCGUCCUCGUCCCCUACGCCCUGGGCCGCCUCCUCCCGGCCGUCCGCAGCCGCCUCCGCAGCCGCCUCGAGGCCCGCCUCGCCCACCUGCAGCGGAGGCACAGGGCCGCCCACAACAGCGCCGAGUACCGCGCCGGCCGCUACGUCCUGGCCCACCUGGCCGGCCUGACCUCGGGCGCCCACGUCCACGCCGCCGUCCUGGCCACCUUCUACUUCACCGGCGCCUACUACUCGCUCUCCAAGCGCCUCACGGGGCUGCGCUACGUCUUCACCCGCCGCCUGCCCGAGCACCCCGCCGGCGCCAGCGGCGCCAGCGAGGGCGGCACCCCCGACGGCCGCGCGGGCUACGAGGUGCUGGGCGUGCUGCUCGUCGUCCAGCUCGCCGUGCAGGCGUACCUGCACGUGCGUUCCGUCCUGGCCGCCGGCGCAGCGGGGGACCCGGACGAGGCCAGCGUCGAGGCCGUCAUCCGGGAGCGGGCCUUUGGCAGCGCCGCCGCCGCCGACGUGUCGCUAGACCACGCCCACAGCUACGGGAGCGGCAACAACGACCUCCUCCUGCAGUCCGGGGCCGGGGCCGGGGCCGGGGCCGGGAGGCGCUCCAAGGCCGCCAUCGGCGUGACGACGCACACGCCCGUGCCCCGGGGCGACGCGCCCAGGUACGACCUCGGUGUAGGGGUUAGCAGCGGCGGGGACGCGGUCAUGGGCUGGAUCAAGGGCCAGUCGCAGCGCAAGUGCACCUUGUGCCUGGAGGAGCUCAAGGACCCCUCCGCCACGCCGUGCGGGCACGUCUUCUGCUGGUCGUGCAUCGGCGACUGGGUCAGGGAGAAGCCAGAGUGCCCCCUGUGUAGGCGGGAGGCUCUGGUGCAGCACAUCCUGCCCUUGCGGGUGGCAUGA
This is a messenger RNA of Diaporthe batatas, 1245 nucleotides long. RefSeq lists its product as uncharacterized. The record is from RefSeq and is a predicted model, not a curated record. Lineage: Eukaryota; Fungi; Ascomycota; Sordariomycetes; Diaporthales; Diaporthaceae. Gene Ontology annotation, molecular function: zinc ion binding. The transcript has a single exon. Gene Ontology annotation, cellular component: peroxisomal membrane. Gene Ontology annotation, biological process: protein import into peroxisome matrix. Bases 1 to 1245 code for a protein of 414 amino acids.